Messenger RNA from Aspergillus aculeatus ATCC 16872, 1309 nucleotides. Its product is annotated as nitronate monooxygenase. The transcript has a single exon. The record is from RefSeq and is a predicted model, not a curated record. Lineage: Eukaryota; Fungi; Ascomycota; Eurotiomycetes; Eurotiales; Aspergillaceae. Gene Ontology annotation, molecular function: nitronate monooxygenase activity. The coding region runs from base 68 to 1204 and encodes 378 amino acids.
CCCAGGGUCUAUAUUAGCGCUUCUUCGUUGACAGAUAACUGUGGAAAGGCCCUAUCCACCGGACACAAUGGCAGGACCGCGAUCAAUUCAUCAGCUUUAUCCUUGGACCCAGUCCCCCCUUAUUGUCUCUGCUCCGAUGCGAGAUGUCUCCGGGCCGGCACUGGCAGUUGCUGUAUCGGGAGCUGGUGGACUCGGCUUCAUCGCGGGUGGUGAUGACGUCUCUAAUCUGGAAUCCAAGCUCGUCGAGGCUCAGAGACUCGUUGCAGCACGCAAAGCUCGCAACCUUUCCCCGGAUCAGAAUCGCGUACUUCUUCACGACGACUCGACCCUUCCAGUUGGGGUGGGGGUCAUCAACUGGGGCGCUGACCUGGACGUCGCGCUACCGCUGAUAGUAAAAUAUCGCCCUUGUGCGGUCUGGCUGUUUGCCCCAUCUACAAGCGCCGCAGACCAAGUGCCAUGGGUGGAGAAGAUUCGCGCAGAGACGGAUGGCAAGGUGUCAAUCUGGGUCCAAGUAGGGAGUGUUCAAGACGCAAUGGAUGCCGCCACUCAACUGCGGCCAGAUGUCCUUGUCGCGCAGGGAAGCGAUGGCGGCGGCCAUGGUCUGGCCAACUCGGCGAGUGUCCUCGUCCUCGUGCCCGAAUUGAUUGAUCAGCUGCACGCCACCACCACCACCACCACCAUUAACAGCGGACCGGACUCGAGUUCGCCGACCAUCGUCCCCAAAAUCGUGGCCGCAGGGGGCCUGGUGGACGGACGCGGUGCCGCAGCAGCGUUUACUCUCGGUGCAGAGGCGAUUGUGAUGGGUACACGCUUCCUUGCGUCCUUCGAGGCAGACGUUCCGAAAGAGUAUCAGGAGGCUGUGGUUCUUACCACCGACGGUGGCCUCAACACCAUUCGUUCUCGCGUUUUUGACUCCGCCCGUGGAACGGUCAAAUGGCCGAGCAAGUAUCAGGCACGUGGUGUUGUGAACCGUACGUAUACCGACUUCCAAGCGGGCAAGGUCACGGAGUCGGCCAGUUACGAUCAAUAUCAGGAGGCUUUAUCCCACGAGAAGGAGAAAUACGGUCCACAUGGGAAGAUUGAUACUUUCUUUGGGACUGGUGUAGGGCUAGUGAGAGAGAUACUACCGGCUGCUGAGAUUGUUCGACGAAUAAGGCAAGAGACGGAGAGCAUCCUGAGAUCAGACCGCUUGUCUAAGCUCUGAGUUGCUGGCUUUUGGAAAAUGCUCAAGGAGUCGACAUGUCGACCUAUGUCUUUUCUUAUCUUUAUCUGACUACCUAGCUUUCUAAUUGUCAAUGCUAGAAUUGCU